UGAACAGUUGCAAUUCUGUGGGCGGUCCUGUCCUCGCUUUCAGGCCCAGUUUCAGCCAAUCCGCGCCGGACUUCUCUGCAGACGUCAAUGCGAGGUUGGUUUAGGUUUAGCCCUUUGUACAGUGUAUUAGCCUGUGUUCUAAGUUGCCUCUCACAGUAGCGGCACAAUGAAUUGUGAUCAUUGACAAUAGAUGGAUCUCACAUAGCAUGUCCCAGCUCUGACCUCUGACCUCACUGUGAUUGAAAACUCCUGCCAUCAGUAACCUCCUCAUGUGCAUCAUCUUCUUGAAGUUUGACCCUCGGCCUGCAUCCAAAAAUGCCUACAGGCUUAUUCUGGCUGCUAACAGAGACGAGGUCUACAGCAGACCGUCCAAAGCUGCAGACUUCUGGGGCAGCAACAAUGAGAUCCUCAGCGGUCUGGACCUGGAAGAGGGGAAGGAAGGCGGAUCGUGGCUGGGAAUUAGCAAACGAGGGAAACUGGCAGCACUGACCAAUUACCUGGAUGCACGGCAAAAUCCUGACGCUCAGGGGAGAGGUUCCCUGGUGUCCAACUAUUUGAUGGAUAACUUGGACAGUUUUGCGUACCUCCGUAAAGUGUCUUCAGAAGCUCAUUUAUAUAAUGGCUUCAAUCUCCUUACUGCUGACUUCAGGGCCAAUGAAGACACAUUGUGUUACUAUGGAAACACGGGCAGUUCAGAGCCCAUUCAUCUCAAAGCAGCAGGAAUCUACGGGUUGAGUAACUCUCUUCUGGAAACUCCGUGGAGAAAACUGCAGCACGGCAAACGGCUGUUCACCAGUGUAGUGAACAAAACACUGUCCCCUGAUGGCUUAGUGCAAGAACUGCUCCAUAUCCUCAAUAAUGAGGAGCUAAACACCCCGGACCCUGCACAGGAAAAUCAAGGUGUGGGCUUCAGUAAGGCCAUACUCCGAGCUCUGUCUGCAGUGUGUGUGCGCUCACCAGGAUACGGCACAAGGACCAAUACAGUCAUCCUCAUCGACCGAGAGGGAAACGUGAGCUUUACGGAGCGCACCAUGCUAAACUGUGACCUCACCCAGUGGAGCACAAAUAGCUUCCACUUCAAACUGCAAGAAUGAGGGCCAGAUGCCAGGCCAGGGGAAGAAGACUCUCACGCUGUGCCUUUAUCCAGCCACUAUCUGCUCAAGCCAUGCACCACUGUUUCUACCAAUAUGAACAUCAAGAUUUAAUUCAGACUUUCCAGUUGAAAUAGGAAAGUGGUUCAUUAUUGCUACUGCUCUGUUCUGCUCUGUUCUGUUCUGAGAGGAAGCUUGGUAGCACGUUUUUUUUUCUAGGUAAUUGUUCUUUCUAAUAACCAAUGGCUCAUGAGAAGGCUCACAAGGAAUCUGCAGCCACAAACAUCAGAUUUCCAUACAGUUUACAAGACAGACACAGAAUUCCAGAUUUCUUUCAGAUCAGUUCAAAAAGGUGCGCAGAUUCCGUCUGAAUCUACUCAUGAGGUGUGACUUUGAGUUCAUGUCAUUCAAUCUGCAAUUAUUAAUGAAUAUAGAUGUGGAUAAGGUUGAAGAAUGUAAAAUGUUAUUCAUCAUCCACUGAAUCCCAAACAAACUGUCAUUGGCAUGAAAUGCUGUUGGACAGAAUCGUUUAAGGAACAAGAUGUCUACUGCCAAAGAAUGAUUGUGUUAGUCACAAUCUUUAUGAACACAAGAAAAUAAAUCGUCUUCAUAAUCUUGCACAAUGUAAACUGUACUUGCUAUUCAGUGUGGUAGUGAUCCACUGUAAUACCUUUCACUCAGGAACUCCCUGAGAGCUACUGCCAAAAAAAAAUUGAGACCAUUUUUCUUCUUUUUCUUCAUCUUAAAUUGAAAGGAUGUUUUUUUUGUCAUAUUAAAUGAAACCAUUUUGAUUUCACUUCGAAAGUGUUGAAAGUUUGAAGUCUGUAUGGUUUGGUAUUUCCAUUGCUGCUUUCAUAAUCUUAUCUGAUUUCUAAUAUCAACGCAUCAAUGCAUUUUGUCAGCUGUCAGGAAUCCAAUAUGAUCUUGUCAUUUAAAGUCACGUCUAUGGUUAAUAACAGUGUGCCCGAAAUGUAGUAUUCAGCUUUUAAAUGACAGUUGCGGCCUCUUGGCUUUUUGUUAUGUGUGUGUGUGUGUGUGUGUGUGUGUGUGUGUGUGUGUCUUAGUUAAUAACAGUGAAAGAUACACAUUUUUAGCCAGACCUAAUUAUCUUUUCUGAACUGACAGCAACAAGGUAGGUAACAGAAUACCAAGGUAAUGGAAAUCAGUCAGGUAUUCUGUUGAGUGUCAAGAAUAAAAGAGAUGCGAUUGACCUCACAACAUAAAGCUAUCAUGUUGUUUAAUCUAUUGCAACUGUUAUUUAUAUAUUGGAAUGUGACU
Molecule: messenger RNA, 2369 nt
Organism: Sinocyclocheilus rhinocerous
Lineage: Eukaryota; Metazoa; Chordata; Actinopteri; Cypriniformes; Cyprinidae
Gene: tango2
Product: transport and golgi organization 2 homolog (Drosophila)
Exons: 9
Coding region: 270-1094 (274 amino acids)
Biological process (GO): protein secretion; Golgi organization
Cellular component (GO): Golgi apparatus
Source: RefSeq, a predicted model, not a curated record